AUGACUUCCUACAUUGAAGCCAAUCCGACCGACCGCCAAACUAGUUUUCGUAAAGGACAAAGCAUCAAAACUGCAGUUCUCCGGGUUUCCGAUGAUUUAGGUGCCAUUAUCGACAAAAAAGGUGCUGGUAUACUGCUACUGCUCGACUUUUCGAAGGCAUUUGAUAGUAUUCCACAUGGUACAUUGUUGAACAAACUGCAUGUGCAGUUCAACUUCUCCACUACUGCCGUAAGCCUGAUGGAAUCGUACUUGCAUGGACGAAAGCAGACAGUUUUUUGCGGUGAUCGUUUCUCUAGCUGUGUUGAUGUGCCAUCGACGUUCCUCAAGGCUCCGUUCUAG
Messenger RNA from Wyeomyia smithii (pitcher-plant mosquito), 339 nucleotides. RefSeq lists its product as uncharacterized. The record is from RefSeq and is a predicted model, not a curated record. The transcript has a single exon. The coding region runs from base 1 to 339 and encodes 112 amino acids. NCBI's taxonomy places the organism in Eukaryota, Metazoa, Arthropoda, Insecta, Diptera, Culicidae.